This is a messenger RNA of Lactuca virosa, 300 nucleotides long. Lineage: Eukaryota; Viridiplantae; Streptophyta; Magnoliopsida; Asterales; Asteraceae. The record is from the annotation of a GenBank genome assembly.
AUGGGAGCAGUCAAAAUCAAGGGCACUAGUGAGGGUUCAAACAGAUUCGCACAAAGAGGGCUGAGAAAGGGACUUCGGUCCUCAUCGUUGUCUUCAUCAGAUCGAGAAGGCAUCAGGCGAUUGAGGGAAUUCGAAUGGUGGUCCGGUGGUUUAGAAAUCUUGGAAGAGAGAAGUAAGGCAGAUCAGCAGCUAGUAUGGGUGUUUGGCUUUGAACCUUGUGGAAUGGCUGGAAGAAGGCGUUGAAGACCUAAUAGGAAUAACUUGAAGAAUGAAUAAAGUUUGAUCAUACUCACAAUUUAA